AUGCCAGAUCAGACCACCGAUCGGUCGGACACCAAGGAUACCAAGACGGAAAAUCAGACUGACGUCGGGAAUACCGAGCCGAAAACGGAAAAUCUGAACUGUCAAACCCAGAUCAAGCUCGAUACCGGCGAAGUCGCCGCUGAAGACCUCGAAGGAAACCUCACUGUCCUCCCCGAAAUCCCGAUCUCGACGACCGCGAAGGUCAGCAUCGAGGAUCUGCAGGUGGGAGGAGACUCCCGAUCGGCCACACCCGAGGAGAUCGAGAGGCUCCGGCAGAUCAUUUGGAAGAAACGACACCUCCUGAUCGGAAAAGGGAACGCCUUACCCCCGGCAGCCAAGGGCGUCGUGUAUGACAGCGAUGGCGGAAAUGCGAAACCCACUGCGAACCCGGAAAGUGCCCACGCGAAUUCGAGAAAUAAUCGCAGCCCUGAUCAAGGGCCUCCUGGCAGCCGAGAUCAUCCGACCCUCGACAUCGCCAUGGGCCUCACCGAUCGUGAUUGUUCGCAAGAGCAAUGGUGUGGAUAUCAGGUUGUGCAUCGACUACAAGUUGAUAAACAGCUCACGAGGUUGAUGGGCUACCCUAUGUCCUUGAUCAGCGAUCUGCUAGAAGAUCUUGAUAAAGCACUAGAUCGAGUAUCAUACCGACGUCCAGACGGUAAUCGCAUCGAUCCGUCGGCGAGGUCCCUCCGUACUCCGGCUGUGACCAUGAAAUCCAUGCCCAAGAUCGCGUUUUGUCCUGAAAGAUCUCCGAUCCAGAUGUCGAAAAAUACACCAGACAUCCCGCCAGAGUGA
Molecule: messenger RNA, 792 nt
Organism: Phytophthora megakarya
Lineage: Eukaryota; Oomycota; Peronosporomycetes; Peronosporales; Peronosporaceae
Source: the annotation of a GenBank genome assembly